GAAGAUUUAUGAAACUGCAGUAAUAAACUGUGUUUGAAAGAUCCUUUUUAUGAUAAAGCCCUGCCAAGCUGCUGGUGGGGGGAUCCGAGCGGACCCCGCUGCCGACCCUGCGGCCACUCUGACCCAACGUGGCUCUCGCGGGGCAGCGCCUGCAGCAGGGGGCAGGUUUUUGGGGGCCUCUCCCACCCCUGGCUCUCGGUGAGCUGGUGGAGAGCCGCUACUCGGGCUGCAAGGCGCUGAUCCUGAGGAGCAUCCCCCGGAGCACCGUCGGGCUCUGGUGGUGCUGAGGCUCUCCCAGGAAGGAGGCGAUGGCCGCAUCCUGGUAGGAGGCUGGGCCGUGGCGCCGCCGGCGCGGGUGACACCUCUACGGGCAGGUAAGGCAGAUGGAUGGAUGAAUCGGCAAAGAGAACCGCGCUCCCUUAACGCCCCGCUGCUCGGAGAGGGGCUUGCCAGGAUUUACCGUGGGAUUUUGGCUGUCGUGGGAGCCCUGCGUCGGGCCAAGGAGCCGCCUUCAGCCGCUGGAGACUCGGGGGUUGCCUCCCCCGUCCCACCGGAGCAGUUUGUUGGCCGCUGUGGAAUCUGUCCUGCGCCCGUGGAUCCCGAGAGGACGAGCACCCACAUGAUCUCGGCGGAUGAUGCCGAGUACCCGCGGGAGUACCGGACCUUGGGCAACGGCACCCGGCGCUUCUCCAACGUAGGGCUGGUGCACACCUCGGAGCGCCGGCACACCGUCAUCGCCGCCCAGAGCCUGGAGGCCCUCACCGGCCUCCAGAAAUCGGAGAUGGAGCGCAAGCGGGAUGCCUUCAUGGACCACCUGAAGAACAAGUACCCGCAGCACGCCCUGGCGCUGCGGGGGCAGCAGGAGCGCAUGCGGGACCAGACGCCUCCCCGAGGGACGGAGGCGACAGCUCCCAGCCCGAGCGCGGCGGAAAGAAAUCCAGCGUUGUAAGGAAAACAGCGGAGCUCUGGCAGCGCCAUCGCUGCCUCCUCCGAGCUGCUUUGGGGGGCAGCGGGGAAGUUGGGGGGGGGGUGUCAGUGCUCUGUAGCCCAUCUCCUUGCAAGACGCUCGUGGCUUGGAUGCAAAGGGCCAAAUCCUGCAGAGCUGCGGUGGUUUGGGCCGGUUCGGCACCCAGAUGUUGGUUGAGGGCUGGUUGGUGGUGGUGGCUUUGCUGUUGCCAUCAGCCUGAGCAGGGCCGGGUGUCACCCACGGGGCACGGUCCGUGUCUGCGCUGUCGCUUGCGAGACGGAGUGGUGACAUUUCGAGCUGCAGAGUGAUAUUUCUCAGUAAAUAACUAGAGAUCUUUCCCCUAUUAUUACAAUGAUUUAAAGGCUUUUUUUUUGCUUUUUUUUUUUUUUAAAUAAGCAGCAGCUAUAAAAAAAAAUCCAGCUCGUGUUGACUUGGGGUCUGAUAAGCUUUGGAAAAUUUUUAUAAGGUGAAAGAAAGAUCAUAUGAAUCCUGGGAUGAUCUUUAUUUCUGAAAUCCCUGUGAGUGCCCAGUGGGACUG
Messenger RNA from Athene cunicularia (burrowing owl), 1505 nucleotides. RefSeq names its product SRC kinase signaling inhibitor 1 (gene SRCIN1). Gene Ontology annotation, cellular component: cytoplasm; postsynaptic density; actin cytoskeleton. The record is from RefSeq and is a predicted model, not a curated record. Gene Ontology annotation, biological process: regulation of dendritic spine morphogenesis. NCBI's taxonomy places the organism in Eukaryota, Metazoa, Chordata, Aves, Strigiformes, Strigidae. Bases 392 to 949 code for a protein of 185 amino acids. The transcript has 3 exons.